CAAUCUUUGCCUCCCUCUGCUGCUCAGUUGAACCGCUGCAGAGCUGUGUUUGUUGACCAUUCAAGGAGACCCGCAGUGUUCGCCUUGGGGAAAAUUGCAUUUCAAUAUAUAUGUAUAUAUACAUAUCCGUCCAAACGGGAGUUUUAACCCUUCUUUACUUCUAAAGGUGGACAGUGGAGCUGCAGCCCUGCAUUCGAAACAGGAAAACGAAUAUUUUACCAUGAACUCAGACAUGGAUGGUGAUGCUGAAAACCAGGUGGAGCUGGAGGAAAAGACGCGGCUUAUUAACCAGGUCCUGGAGCUCCAGCACACCCUGGAAGAUCUGUCGGCGCGUGUGGAUGCGGUGAAGGAAGAAAACCUGAAGCUCAAGUCUGAAAACCAGGUUCUCGGACAGUACAUCGAAAACCUCAUGUCUGCAUCUAGUGUCUUCCAGACAACUGACACAAAAAGCAAACGGAAGUAAGGGACCGAUCCCCUCCCCCACCCUUAACGUCAUUGUUUACAUUCUUUUCCUGUCAUUAAAAUGCACAUUAAGGUUUAUUCAGAACACUUUUUUUUAAGAUUAUUUCAGUUUAUUAUAAUUUUUCUUAAUCCCUAAAUUUAGCAUGCACCCUUUAAUGUACAGGUAAGGAAAUCCCAAAGAUACACAAGUAGCCCUUUUGCUCAUUGUGAACAUGCUUCUCCCCCAACAUGUGUACACAUUUUUUAGGACAACUUUUUAUCUUCCAUCUGGAAACAGCAUAGGUUUUACACAGGGAUAUUUUUGGGGAGGUUGAUGGGAUUUCCAAAAUGUUAAACUGUACACUUAAAACCAGUCCCUUGUAACUAUAGCAUAAAUAAAUAGAAAUGUUUGUUUUUACUAAUGCGACUGUUUGUUUAGACAGGGAUUUAAAAAAAAUCAGGCUCAGAGUUUACUGUUCAUCAUGAGCUCUUUAAAUUGUUAUAUUAAAUUGUGUGUGAAAAGACGAAGAUGUGAAGUAAUGAACGUGCUACCAGUGCCACCUAUUUUUAUUUAACAUUUUGAAUGGAUUGUGGCUGUUUUGGAAGAAUGCUUUAGUAAUGCAUUCCAGAUCCAUUAUCAACAUUAAGUAUUAAAAGCUGAGUUCUGUUUUUAAGGCCACUCAUUUCCCAGUUUAGCUGAAAGCAAAUUGGGGGGGGGGGGGGGGGGGGGACUGAAUUUGGUUUGUGAAAUGGUAUUUGUGAAAUGCAUGUAUAUGGGGGAAGUCUCAAUUUUAGUACAGAGCACCCUGGGAUGUGUAGUUCUGGAGCUGCUUUUAACAUCAAAGGCUCUUGGUGCAAUUACUACACCUUCCAUAAUGCAAAGUGUCAGAAGUAACAUUUUGCAUUGUAUGUGGGACAUACUUUAAAACAUUCAAUGUUUUAAAAGGGGACACCUUGUAUCGCUUAUCUGUCAUUAAGGCAGGUGGACUGUGUCAGCAACUUUAGUGUUCUGAUAAAGUUCAGUGCUACUUUAAAAAACAAAAAUAAUGAUAAUUUUAAAAAAAAAAGGUUUGCAAUGAAACGAAACACAUUGCGUCUUUUUUAUGAUAAAGAAAAUGACAAAUACUGAAGUGGAAAAAUCACUGAUUUUAUUAUUUUUGAUUUAAAACAGCAUCUUGUAAAAACAGUACAAAGUCUGGGCUGCUAUUUAAAUUUCAGCUAUACGGUCACUUUCACUACAGUAGAUUUUUAAACAGUAGAUUUUUAAAUCUUUUUACUGUUUCAGAACACUAAUAGUGAAAUAUUAAAAGGGUAAUUUGUUGAAAUUGUUUUUUUUAAUUUCAUAAAUAUGCUAUGAACACGUAACCUAUGCUCACACAUUCAGAGACAUUGUUGCCUUGUGUGUAGAUUGUAUACAUUGUAUUACUGUGUUGCCUUUUGGAGUUUUGUUAAUAAAUUAAUUUUGUUUUGCUUUUUGCAUGA
Messenger RNA from Acipenser ruthenus (sterlet), 1923 nucleotides. Its product is annotated as short coiled-coil protein B. Bases 221 to 463 code for a protein of 80 amino acids. The record is from RefSeq and is a predicted model, not a curated record. Gene Ontology annotation, cellular component: trans-Golgi network. NCBI's taxonomy places the organism in Eukaryota, Metazoa, Chordata, Actinopteri, Acipenseriformes, Acipenseridae. The transcript is spliced from 4 exons.